Podospora anserina S mat+ is the source of this 2049-nucleotide messenger RNA. RefSeq lists its product as uncharacterized. The record is from RefSeq and is a predicted model, not a curated record. Bases 1 to 2049 code for a protein of 682 amino acids. The transcript is spliced from 3 exons. NCBI's taxonomy places the organism in Eukaryota, Fungi, Ascomycota, Sordariomycetes, Sordariales, Podosporaceae.
AUGUUACCCUCCAGCCUUACAAGCACGUAUCAGCAGUACAAACAGGACACCGACAUCGUUGCGUCAUGGCUGGCCCAGACGGGAAUGAUGUUUGGCUGUCCGGAUGAGCUCCUCAAGUCCACCACCUCGCUCAGUUCAUUGUUGAUCAUCACAAGGACAAGGCAAAGCCAUCAGUCGAUGUGCCCACCACCUUCAGCAAGGCCAUUGAGCGCGCCAUCAAUGUCCGCAAGGGGUUUGCCUCUUCUUGAAAAGUCAGGGGCUACUCUCAACAUGACGGCCGAUGAAAAGCACAAGUUCUUUGUCGGCGUGCUCGAGAAGGUCCGCGAUACCCUUAAGCCUCUCUUCUGGCAGUCCACCUCCAAGAAGGGGCUUGACGAGACAGAGGAGGUGUCCCAUCUGUUCAAGGAGCACGGCCACAUGAACGGCAUGCUUGAAAAGCUCGCUCUGUCCAUCCAUGCGCUCAUGGGACAGGUCGAGCCGAAGCCCAGCGUGCAGGGCUCGUACCCGUUCGACAUGGUACUGUACUCGGUGUUGGACACGUGCAUGAUCAACGCCGGCAUCCUGGUGGGCGGCUGGCUCGCCAUGUCUGACAAGCAUGGAGACACUGCUACCAUGUCCUAUAAUUGGGUGGUACGACAAGACUAUUGCAUACGAAACUCUUUCUCAGCAGAGAAGAUUCGAACAGGACCGCGCUGCGUUUCUGGAGCUGUGUCCCGGAAUUUGAUCGUCUUGGCAAGAUGGGGGACAAUAACCAGCGUGACAAGGCGUUCAACACGGUGUCGCCUGUCGUGGAUGAGCUCAGCCGAGGCAUGGUUGCUAUCUUUUUGGCUGGAGGGCGACAACAUCAUCAAUGCCGGGCUCGCCGCCGCCGGUGUCAACGUCAAGCCAACAGUCUUUCUCAAGCGUCACCCGUUGUACUGCGGCCUCUGGGUCUCCGACAUGCGAAACCAGCUACACUUCCUUGGUACACGGCUCGAGCGGUCGUUUGGCAGUGUUUUGUACACCGGCCAUCUAUACAACGCGCUCCAAGCUGAGGGGUCUGAUUCCCCAAGACAAGAAGUGGGACGGCAUGGAACUGUGUUUGGACAACCCACCAGCAAAAAGAGCGUGCCUGGCUCCUCAGUCCACCUCAUUGACGUCUUGGCUCAUGCCCUUGAAGCAGAAAUCCCGCCGCAGGAGCCGGAUUACUUCCUUGGCCAUCGCAUCUGCUGGACCUUGCUGCGUAAGCUCAAGACGGCCAUCGAAGGCGACAUGCUCAAGUGGCUUGGCCCCAGGUACAUCGAGAAGGUAUAUCAGUUGCCCUUCCUGGUUGGAUACGUCUUCCGUUCCCUCAUCGGCGACCAGGGCACGAUCCACGGAAACAUCACCACCUCCCAACGGCUCCCCGGCACAGACCUGUUCCACAAAGCAGCCCAGGUCUACCUUGACAUCUAUGGAGGCGAGAACGGAGAGGUGGAGCGUGCCCAGGCCAAGAACGGGAUUGAUGUGUUCCACGCAAUGGCAAAGAUGAGAAAGGUCAUCCCCGAUGAUCCGCACCCUGCAUCUCAGUCCCAUUACAACGGCGUCGGCGCCAGCAGGGGCAUCCUGAACUCUGCGAACAUGGACGGCGAAUGGGAUAAGGACUAUGAUGAGGACUAUGACAGCGAUUACAGCGAUGGCACGGCUGGUUUUACCGAGAGACUUCGCAACACUACCCGGGGUGGGGGCAGUCCGCGAUUGCAAGGCCAGGAGUUGAUGGAUGCGUACGCCGGAAUGUGGCAGGUUGCCGCGAGAGGAGCGAGGCAAGGACGAGGAAUUGAUGGGCUGGUGAGAGAAGUGGAGGAGCAGAUGGGAAGAGUACUGGGACAAUUAGGGCGAAGAGGACAUGGAGGAGCCCGAGGAACCUUAGGAGGUCGAGGAGGGUCCGCAGGACCGGAAGGGCUAGGAGAUCUAGGAGAGCUAACAGGACUACUCGAAGCAAUGGGCGGGCUUGAAGGGCUCGAAGGACUAGGAGGAGGCAGAGGCGGGCGUCAAAACAUGAACGGAUGUCGUCAGCUUAGGUGCAGGUAG